Molecule: messenger RNA, 1980 nt
Organism: Cryptococcus amylolentus CBS 6039
Lineage: Eukaryota; Fungi; Basidiomycota; Tremellomycetes; Tremellales; Cryptococcaceae
Exons: 5
Coding region: 628-1275 (215 amino acids)
Source: RefSeq, a predicted model, not a curated record
UCGAGAUCGCCCUCUGCUUCUGACGUCCUCUAUACCUACCAUCAUGCCCUCUCACCUCAACCAAAAUUUCUACCCCUGUCUGCCCCCCGAGAUUAGUCAAAAGAUCAUCGACAUCUUCGGCUUCACCGCCUGCCCCAAAGACAUUGUCGCGUUCGCAUGCGCAAGCGAGGUCACCUAUCACCAGAUCAUCCCAUACCUCUACCGCAACCUCUCGCUCAGCAUAGACGCUGCUCUCAAGCUCUUCCCCGAUGACGGAGGCGCAAUGCUUUGUCCCAGAGCGAGCUUCGAUAUGGUUUCCAUGCCUCUCGUCUCUGACCGAAACGGUUCAGUAGAAAGCGACAUCGAGCUGCUCUCGCUCUAUGCAAAAGUCAGAAAGACAAAAUCCUGGCCAAGGUCCUGCUUCCUUUUCUCAAGAAACUGCUCCACCUCCGAUACACGCGCAGCUUGAAGAUAGACGCACGAAACGUUCACUUGCUCGCUCGAUACAUCGACUAUCAAUCAUCCCUCACCGCCCUUGCCACGUCUACCAAGCCCCUCACAUUCUUCCCUUGCUUCGACAGCCUGGCGAUUGUGCUGGACGACAGGAACCGAUAUGACGAUGGACUCUUGGAUCUUGAACGUGUCGAAAUGGGUCGUGCUGUGCGCUGCGCGCUGCAACCGGCUCGUCUCUGCAUAUUCCAUGACGAAGAGAAUCCUGCCCCCUCCCCAGACAUAGAAGACAGUGAAAAGCAAAUGUACCUUAGGGGACAGUAUGCUUAUAUCAAUGGGCUGGGGUUCCUGCGUUCGUCGCCGGGCAAGACAAGGCUGCUCGAGACAUUGAGCGUGCAUCGUGCUUCUCCGGACGCCGCUUUGGCAUGGCAUCCUCUUUCAGUGUUCAGAGCGAGGGAGGUAGAAAUUUUCUUGGGAGGCGACGGCCUCGAAUAUUGUUCGGAUCGUUCCAAAAUGAAAAGAGAAAUUCUAAACGAGAUUGGGGCCUUUCUGGAAAAGUUGUUUGCAGUUCAAGAGGUACUCGACAAAGGCAAGAAAGUGUAUGAAUUCCCUCUCAUGGCCGGAGUCAUACGAAGCCUCAUAUUCUGCAACUGCCUCAUGCCGAUGGACGUCAUACUUGAGACGCUAUUUGAAGAAGGGCGAAUCAGGAGAGAGGUGUAUAAGGCCUGGGUAAGGACUGGUAGGAGAAUGGUCAUGACCCAUAUGGAUGAGAAAGUGUGUUGCAAGCUUUGUCAGGAAUGUGACCGAGACAGAUUUGUACUGAUACCGGUACAGACAGCAGGGUAGUCAAGCAACAUGUUUUGGGCGACUUGCGAGGGAAUGGGCUGGGAGCGAGGACAUUGACAUGUGGCAUCGCAGAUGAUGAACACGGGCGCUAGAGGCAUGAAUCAAGGGUGAUUGGAGAGGACGGUUGGGGAGACUGGAGCCGUGGGCGCCGGCGUUUUGACUUGAGCUUCGGAGGGUAAGCCGUGGUUAUCGAAGAUAAGGGCAGGUGUGCGAUGCCCUGCGAAUCACUAGUCAUCGCAGAGGUCGUGUAGUCUCGCUGCUCUCGUAUAUUAUUGUACCCAUGUACAACGACAUCUCCUGUGCUUCCACGAGGCGCCUUACAGCCUCAGCAUAUUCACCACCGCCCUCAUCUCUGCCGCUAGCUCUUCAUCACCCUUUGCAUUAGCCGAGGCGACCUUUGCUCCCUCAAAAUCAGGCAAACAGAGACUGCCGCCUGCUCGCUAACGGAUGUGUCGACAUUCGACAUCACCAUGAACGACGCGGACGCUAAGGAGGAACUCGUAGAGGGAUUGGAUGGAGCUCCUGGAAUGAUCAUCGGUCAACGUUGUACAAGUCAUUCUGCACAAUGGGUUGAAGGUGGUGGAGAGCUUAUAACGAGCCAUGUGGACGAGAAAGUGUGUUGCGAUGUCUGCCAGAAAUGCGAUAGAGCCAUGCAUCCGUUAUUCAUAUUGCUACAUUGACCAUACUAAUUGCUACAAUACCCCU